CUUCCUUUCUCUUGAACAUUUAGAGGCCAUUGUAGGCUUAUUAAUUGAUCUGACUUCAAUAAUGUGCGUCUCAGGGAAUAGGGAGACUGAGGAAAGGGAGAGAGAUGGGGAACAGCCAGCCAGUGAAGCAGUCAGAACACACACAUUUAUCAGUUAAGUUCACUGUCUUAUAUGGGUGCUGUUGGGUGGUGCCCCAAAACAGUUACAAUAGUAGCAUCAGAGAUCACUGACCACAGAUCACCAUAACAGACAUAAUGAUAAUGAAAAAGUUGUUGAAAUGUUGUGAGAAUUACCAAGGCACAGAGGCAUGAAGUGGGCACAAGCUAUUAGAAAAAUGGCACCAAUAGACUUGCUCAGCGCAGUUACCACAAACCUUCAAUUUGUAAAAAACGCAGUAUCUGCAAAGCACAGUAAAGGGAAGUAAACCUGUAGUAAAUUGCAUGCUAUGUUAGACUGUGAUAAGUGCCAAGGAGAAAAAUAACCCAAUACGCCGUCUCAGCGAGGCCGAGUGCGCCCACAAAGCAAACUGCAUGCAGAAAAUGCCACCUGUAGGUACCAGUCAUAAAGCACGUCCCCACCCUGAGUGGGCAGGAUGGCUAGGUACAGUUUCCACGUGAGGAAACCAGACUCACCCAGGACUGCCUACUGAGUGGCGCAGGCCAGUGUCCCAUUUCCACAGCCACAGGCUGAGAGCUGCCUCCCGAGGCCUCUGUCCGUCUAUCCGUGUGGCCGUCUGUUCACCAGCCCUGGGGAGGGGCUCUCCCAAGCCCCACUCCAGCGCCCAUGGCCUGCACUCUGCCUCUGCAUGCUUUCCUUCCUCCUUUGGGUGUUUGCUGAGCACCUACUAUAUGCCAGGCCCCAUGAUAGGCCCUGGGGCCACCCCCUUCCCUCACAGGGAUGACAGUCCAGGGUGAGAAAACAGAGGAUUUGCCUCGACCUAGGCCUCAGGGCCCCUCAUCUGCACAGGGCCCUGCGAAGGCCCUGUACUGAAUCUUGUAUUUGUAAUUUUGUGAUCAUCUUCCUAAAGAGCCACACCCCCAUACCUUAUGUUUCAUGGCUUCAUAAAACCUGAUUCUGUCCUGGUGGAGACGAACAACAAACAUGUAAACAAAUAAGUGUAUAAUUGUAAAAAGUGUCAAAUGCCAGGAAGGAAAAGCACUAAGUAUUAUGGCAGAAAAUAAUGGGGAGUGCAUAUCUCCAAUGGGGAGGGGAGUUGAGGUGUACCCCUUUGAGGAGGUGACAAGUUGAGGACUGCAGGGUGAGAAGGAGCCAGCCGGGCAAGGAGCCUAUGGAGUAACACAGGUGGAAGGUCUCCGAGCCUCUGCUUCCCCACACACGGAGUGGGGAGGCAGUCACAGCAGGGCGGGCUGUGAAGGGUAAGUGGCAGGUGCAGGGUGCCCACUGUGGGCACACCACCCAGUAGGACCUGUGGCUCAUGCCCCCGGCUCAGUUUGGAACUGCCCUUAAUCAGCUUUUGUCCUCCCAGGAGGGACAAGUAGGGCUGGCUACCUCCUCUCUCCCCCCAGCAGCUGGGGCCGGCUGUGCCAGGGCCAGGCUUGGGGGCGGGAGCUGAGAUCACUGGGCCUUUGGCUCUGUGAGUCCACUCUGGGGAGAGAGAAGCAGCCUGGCUGGGUGAGAGGGGACAAUUUGUUCAGGACUGGGGCUCGGACCCCUGAGUCUGACGGAGGAGGGGCUGGGGGCCUGGACUCCUGGGUUCUCCUGGGACAGGGACUCCCAGUUGAGCUGGGGCUGGGAGCGGGCAGAGAGCGGGGGUAGGGAAUUGGGCUCCGCACUCUGUUUAUAACACGUGCUCCUCACUGUCCUUUCUGGGUGGGAGGUGACUCUGGUGGCCACACCCUGGACAGGACAGCCCCUCCCCUAGUUUAUCGCCCCAGGCAGCCACUGGCACAAGCCACAGACUAGCAGUCCCAGCCCGGGAGCUCAGAAGAGGCCUGGGAGGGCCUCAAGGCUCAUACACAACAUGGACCUGCGCACAAUGACACAAUCGCUUGUGACACUGGCAGAGGACAACAUGGCCUUCUUCGCUAGCCAGGGCCCGGGGGAGACAGCACGGCGGCUGUCGGGUGUCUUUGCCGGUGUGCGGGAGCAGGCGCUGGGGCUGGAGCCAGCCCUGGGCAGCUUGCUGGGUGUGGCGCACCUGUUUGACCUGGACGCAGAGACCCCGGCCAACGGGUACCGCAGCCUGGUGCACACGGCCCGCUGCUGCCUGGCGCACCUGCUGCACAAAGCCCGCUACGUGGCCUCCAACCGCCGCAGCAUCUUCUUCCGCACCAGCCACAACCUGGCCGAACUGGAGGCCUACCUGGCCGCCCUCACCCAGCUCCGAGCUCUGGCCUACUAUGCCCAGAGCCUGCUGGCCACCAACCGGCCCGGAAGACUCUUCUUCGAGGGUGAUGAGGGGCUCACCGCCGAAUUCCUGCAGGAGUAUGUCACACUGCACAAGGGCUGCUUCUAUGGCCGCUGCCUGGGCUUCCAGUUCACACCCUCCAUCCGGCCGUUCCUGCAGACCAUCUCCAUCGGGCUGGUGUCCUUUGGGGAGCACUACAAACGCAACGAGACGGGCCUCGGUGUGACCGCCAGCUCCCUGUUCACCAGUGGCCGCUUUGCCAUCGACCCAGAGCUGCGUGGGGCUGAGUUCGAACGGGUCAUACAGAACCUGGAUGUGCACUUCUGGAAAGCCUUCUGGAAUAUCACCGAGAUUGAGGUGCUAUCGUCUCUGGCCAACAUGGCAUCGGCCACCGUGAGGGUAAGCCGCCUGCUCAGCCUACCACCUGAGGCCUUCGAGAUGCCACUGACCACUGACCCCACGCUCACGGUCACCAUCUCACCCCCGCUGGCCCACACGGGCCCUGGGCCUGUCCUCGUCAGGCUCAUCUCCUAUGACCUACGUGAAGGACAGGACAGCGAGGAGCUCAGCAGCCUGGUGAAGUCCGAGGGCCAGUGGACCCGGGAGCUGUGGCAGCGCGCCCAGCAGGCACCCCGCUCACGGUCCCUGGUCGUGCACUUCCACGGCGGCGGCUUCGUGGCCCAGACCUCCAAAUCCCAUGAGCCCUACCUCAAAGGCUGGGCCCAGGAGCUGGGUGCCCCCAUCCUCUCCAUCGACUACUCCCUGGCCCCCGAGGCGCCCUUCCCCCGCGCGCUGGAGGAGUGCUUCUUCGCCUACUGCUGGGCCGUCAAACACUGUGCCCUCCUCGGCUGUGACCAAGCCUCCCCCAAACCAGGCUCAACAGGAGAACGAAUAUGCGUUGCGGGGGACAGCGCAGGCGGGAACCUCUGUUUCACCGUGUCGCUUCGGGCAGCAGCCUACGGGGUGCGAGUGCCAGACGGCAUCAUGGCAGCCUACCCGGCCACCAUGCUGCAGUCCGCCGCCUCUCCCUCCCGCCUCCUGAGCCUCAUGGACCCCCUGCUGCCCCUCAGCGUGCUCUCCAAGUGUGUCAGCGCCUACUCGGGUGCGGAGACAGAGGACAACUCCGACUCGGACCAGCAGGCACUGGGUGUGAUGACACUGGUGCGGCGGGACACAGCUGUGCUCUUCCGAGACCUCCGCCUGGGUGCCUCAUCAUGGCUCAACUCCUUCCUGGAGCUGAGCGGGCGCAAGACCCAAAAGAUGGCACAGCCUGUGGCAGAGCCCAUGCGCCGCAGCGUGUCUGAAGCAGCGCUGGCCCAGCCCGAGGGCCCCCUGGGCACAGACUCCCUCAAGAACCUGACGCUGAAGGACUUGAGCAUGAGGAGCAGCUCCGACACGUCGGACACCGCCGAGAUGUCACUGUCAGCUGAGACACUUGGCCCCUCCAAGCCUUCCAACGUCAACUUCUUAGUGGGGUCUGAGAAUGCACGGGGACCGGUGGAGGCCAGAAGUGAGCUGAGCCCCAAGGACAGAGGCCUGGGUGCCCAGGCCGCCUUCCCGGAGGGUUUCCACCCGCGGCGCUCGAGCCAGGGUCCCACACAGAUGCCCCUCUACUCCUCGCCCAUUGUCAAGAACCCUUUCGUGUCCCCGCUGCUGGCACCCGACAGCAUGCUGAAGACCCUGCCGCCGGUGCACAUCGUGGCGUGCGCGCUGGACCCCAUGCUGGACGACUCGGUCAUGUUUGCGCGGCGACUGCGCAGCCUGGGCCAGCCCGUGACGUUGCGCGUGGUGGAGGACCUGCCGCACGGCUUCCUGACCCUGGCGUCGCUGUGUCGCGAGACGCGACAGGCCACUGAGCUGUGCGUGGAGCACAUCCGCCUCAUCCUCACUCCGCCCGCCGCGCCACCGGUCUGAGCCGCCGCGCGGGGGACGGGGGCUGCGGGGGGCGACACUAAAGGCCUCUGUUCCCACCUA
Molecule: messenger RNA, 4342 nt
Organism: Microcebus murinus (gray mouse lemur)
Lineage: Eukaryota; Metazoa; Chordata; Mammalia; Primates; Cheirogaleidae
Source: RefSeq, a predicted model, not a curated record